GACUAUACGUUAUUACGAGCUUAUUAUUCUACUACAUUACGAAUGGGUUAUAUGAUAUACACAAUAUAAUCAAAAUGAUGGCCCUUAGUAUUGUAUUAUUUAUGUUAAAUCCCAUUUCUCAUGCGACAUUCUUGUGGCGUCGCGCGGUCUCUGUCACUUGUUGGAGACUUGUUCCUUCAGCCUGUUUGCACAUUCGAUGCCCCGUGAGUGCUGGAGGGCUGUCCACAGUAGCCUACACCUCCUUCGGUGAGUGAGAGCGGAGCUCGUGUAGGGCGGGACGGGGCAGUUCCAAUCCACUAAUCCACUGAGCGUGGCAAACCGGAGCUCCGCCCCCGGGAGCUGUUUUCCCGGCCCGCCGUGUAUCCGACACCCCUCCCUCUCCCCCCUACCCCCAACAUCACCUCGACCCGGGGCUUAACGUGGUACGUCAGCCCUGCCUGCGCUCUGUAACCGACUUGUUUGGCAUCUCGGUUGACAGUGGCGAAUGACUGCGCUGGGAUGAUCAGUGGUGCAUUACUUGUUUUUUUUAUGUUUUGUAAGCUCAGACAAUAUGUUUCUUGGUUGAGCACAGCUGACAACAACUUGAGGAAUCACACUGGCUGCGGGUAGGCAAAAGGAAGAAAAAACACCAUAAUAAAAAAAAAAACAAUCAUGCGCAUGGACCCGACGCACAACUAUUUCAAUCAACUGGCUGUUUUGGACACGGAGGCUUCAUGUUGGGUCGUGGAGUGAAACGGAAGCGGGGCAUCCAGGAGGACCAGCUGGUGGGGAGCGUGGACGCUGUGGACCCCAACUCAGCCUCAGGUGUGUCCUACCUGCAGCAAAGGCAACUGGUACUCACGUUGUGUCUUGACAAGCUGCAGGGUUGCCAGAUCUUCCAGGGUUGCCAGAUCCGCACUGAGCCCAGCCUGCACCGCUCCGUCCUGCUGGUCAACACGCUCCGGCAGAUACAGGAAGAGAUGAGACAGGAAGGGGAGGAGUCAGUGGCCUUCCCCGCAGUCACUGCUACUGCUCCUCUCCAUGCCACCCCCCCACUGCAGAGCCCCAGCCUCACAUGUGGGGCCCAACCUGCAGUAGCUUCCAGCGCCCCACAGGACUUGUUUGAUUUCAGUGGGUUAGACACAGACAGCAGCUUGCUCACCUGCCCCGGCUGCUCAGAGGAAGAGGAGGAGGACGAGCUGGAAGUCUCACUCGUCUCGUCUUCAUUCACUUCGAUGCCUCCGUCCCUGCUAUCCCUGGAUGACCCCCCCUCACCGGACGGCCGCACACGGGGCUUCCACUCCCUCCUGGGCUCGUACGAGUUGGUGAACUCGCCAGGCUACCUAUCGGACCUGGCGCUGGACGACAUCUUCGAGGACAUUGACACGUCCAUGUACGACGCAUCGGACGUGUCCUCCAUCCUAGCGCUGGGGUCCUCGCGGGUGGCUUCGCUCUCCUCCACAGUGGGGGGGGACGAUGCAGGGCUCAAAGUGGCCACCAGUUGCCCCUCCGCAGCCCGGCAGCUGUGCUUCUCAGAGGUCAGUGACCUGGACCACAUCAUGGAAGUCCUGGUAGGGUCCUAACUCCCCCAGGGAAAGUAAAUGGGUUGGGAAAGUAAAUGGGCGGACUUUGGCGCCCAAGAAGAUCAUCAACAACAUAGAGGGUCUUAUAUCACAUCAUGGAGGUCCAGCUUGGUCCUGCUAUUUCUCUAAGGGAAACUGAAGGGGUACCACAGGGUAGCCAACAUCAAGAGCAAGGAGACCUGGGACACAUCUUGGAGGUGGAGGGGUCCUAAUUCCCCCAGGUAAACUGUGUCAGUAGGGGGUUGGGGACUGUGGUAUCCUAGAUAAGCGAAUGCUGGAGUGGCAAAUGACCCAUGACAACAGCAUGUUGGAAGUGCAUUGGAAGUGCAGCUCUCUGCCUGCAGUGGGGCUGUACUUCAUCACUGUCGAAAUCUGGUCUGAUGUUGUAGAAGUUGUAGCCAGAGCUGAAGUCUUAUUCAGUAGUGGCCUAAACUCAAGAGUGUGUUUGAAAUGUCGGCAUGCCACAUUGUGGGUCAGCUGUUGCCACAUGCACUUAGCACACUUAAUUGCACUGAAAUGCAACAAAGUAUUCUUUCAUGAAUUGAAUCCUGAGGAAUGACGAGGGAGCCACAUGUAUGAUUUGAAUUGAACUCAGAGUGGAAAUAUCCAGCAUCUAAAGUCACACCUGACCAAUUACUAUGUACUGUCGCUGUCUGCAGUUUAGAAGAGCAUCCAGUUUGUUGAAGGAUUCGUUUUUUUGAUGAAAAUGUUUGUAUUUUUGUAUAAGUAUUUUUUUUGUACAAGUAUAUGUUGUAGCCUAUGGUAACAAAGGAGUAAGAUUUGAAAUCAAGUCAAAAUAAGUCAUUCAUUAUCACCUACUUGAAUGAAAACAAGCACAAGAUGAGAUGUAGGCUAAUGUUUCACUGGUUUGUAAAUGUCGUUCAGAAAGAGUUUGUUGUGAUUUUAUAGAAAAGUUAUGAAUUGUGUACAUUAAAGAGUUUGUUAUUAUAUAUGAUGACAGACCUAUCCUGAAGACCGAUAUAUUCUACCUCUUGACUUUGAGUGUCUGUAUUAAAUGUAUGUGACUAUGGUAUUCUGGCUAUAGGUUUUAUUUAUUUGUCACAGAGAUGCAGAAGGACUGUCAGUUGGCAGCAGUUACUCAGCUGUUUAACUAUCAGAAAUAUUUAUGUAGCCUACUUUGUUUACUUUUCCUCUUCUAUCAAACCCGUGGACACUUUCUUAAACCCCUCAGCAAAACUUAUUGGGUGUCUGGGAUCACCAUAGCAACCUUUUAUUUGCUUCAAAACAGCACUGUGCCUUCAUGACGGACCCAGAAAGCAACCGACUGUAUAACUGCUAUCGAGGGUCUAGAGGGAGAAUAUGGACAAUCUGAACGGUAACAGGACACUGCGAGGUACAUUGCGUGAACUUUUGAUGCCAAUGAGUGAAAAUUCCUUCCUUCUUCUGGCCAAGUCGGGCCUAACGUACACUGACACCCUGUCAGCAUUCUUACUUACCGUGGAUGAGGGAGGGCGGAGGAGAGGAGGAAGGGAGAGGGAUAUAUCUGAACAGAGUAAGAGAAAAAGAGAGGUGUGGGGGAGGGGAUGUUUUAGCGGAGUGGUAAUGUGACCCCUGUCACAUGGGAAGUACUAGAUUGUUCAAUAGCACACUCUCUCUCUGUUUCUCUCUGCAGAGUCUCAUCUGUAGAAGCAAAUGCCUCUGCCUUUCUACUUUUAUCUUACUGACAGAAAUGUUCCUGAAUAUUUUUACACGGUUUCAUAACAAGCUGUAUAUAUAUAUAGGUCCUGUGAAUCAUGGGGAGAAGUAGGCCUACACCGACAUCUUGACCAGUUUGUAUACAACACUUAAUUUAUUGUAUUCUGAACACAAGAAGAUUUCUGAAUUAGAUGUAGGUCUACAGUUGUAGCCUACAUGUUAAUUGACAUUUUAUGCUGGCUGUAGUCUGUAUGAAAUCGUUUAAAAAGCCUUUCAUGUGUACAUUUGUAUUGCCUAGAACAGUUGAGCAGUGAAGGUAAAAGCAACUUUGAUUUGUUCUCAUUCUCAUUUUCUUAACUCUUUUUUCCAAACCACGUCUCAGUACUAAGGAUGUUUCCAUUUAUUGACCUACAUAGAUGGCAGUCAAUGACUGUAGCCACUUCCUCUUUGCAUAAUGUCAUAUUUCCUGUUUGCAGGAGCCUUUUCUCUAAGAUGAACACAUUUUUGCCCCUCUGUCCCACAUGGUGUGUAAAUAAGUGUUCUUUGUACGAUCUAUGCAAUAUACCUGUACCGUUUGUAGUAUCAGGUUAUUAAAAAGUAACCCGUG
Clupea harengus (Atlantic herring) is the source of this 3825-nucleotide messenger RNA. Its product is annotated as SERTA domain-containing protein 2-like. The record is from RefSeq and is a predicted model, not a curated record. Lineage: Eukaryota; Metazoa; Chordata; Actinopteri; Clupeiformes; Clupeidae. Gene Ontology annotation, cellular component: nucleus. Gene Ontology annotation, molecular function: transcription regulator activity.